UGCCCUAAAUCCGUUAAAAUACAUACAUUUUACAAUGAGAUAUGUGUAUGAAACGUGGCACAGGCAGUUACCAGUUGAAAAAGAUGCCGUACAGAGGAUCAAAAAAUGUAGAAAGCCUAAUGAAAAGGGACAGCCUGGUUUUACAGUCUGGCAGGAGGAUAGCACUGAGAUUAGGGGAUUGAGCAAAAAGCCGGUGUGCAGAAUUGCGGGAUUUUAUAUAAUGGCUUUAGUAAGUAUCCUUUAGGACCCAGUGGAAAUGUUCAGUGAGGCAAACUUGGUGAGUAAUGGCCAAUCAUUAAGUGGUGAUGAGAGAAAAGCUCUGAACGCGAAGCCCCCGAGAGCCUGUCGAAUGCAUCACGCCGGGAACGCAGCGUUUCUGCCACUGAUCGCCGACCAACGCCACACGCCAGUAGAGCUGAUUCAAUGUUUAAGCCCGGGGGGACUUGUACUGCACGAGGUCACUGGAGUGCAGAGUGCUCGGCUCCCAUUUCCAGCAAGAUGCCUUACUUCGCAAAACUCCUUUUAUUAAUCUUCUGCUUAGUUCUUCUUGUGGAAAGCAGAAAGCACAGGAGGAGGAGGUGGACGAGCCAUCUGGAUGUGCAGAGGGCCAGUCACAUCUUUAAGAAGAAUCGUGACUUGACCAAAGCCUGGAAAGGAAAGACAGACCAGCUUCUCAGAGUCGAUGAACAUGACUUCACCAUGCGGCCGGCCUUUGGAGGCCCUGCGAUUCCUGUUGGGGUGGAUGUGCAAGUUGAAAGCUUGGACAGUAUUUCUGAGGUUGACAUGGAUUUCACUAUGACCUUGUACUUAAGGCACUACUGGAAGGAUGAACGUCUCUCAUUUCCCAGCACCAACAACAAGAGCAUGACCUUUGAUGGCAGGCUGGUGAAGAAGAUCUGGGUCCCUGAUGUCUUCUUUGUGCAUUCCAAGAGGUCCUUCAUUCAUGAUACCACCACGGACAACAUCAUGCUGCGAGUGUUCCCUGAUGGGCACGUCCUCUACAGCAUGAGGGUCACAGUGACAGCAAUGUGCAACAUGGACUUCAGCCACUUCCCCCUGGACUCUCAGACGUGCUCUCUGGAGCUGGAAAGCUAUGCUUACACUGAUGAAGAUCUGAUGCUGUAUUGGAAAAAUGGGAAUGAAUCUCUUAAAACUGAUGAAAAAAUUUCUUUGUCUCAGUUUUUGAUACAAAAAUUCCACACCACAUCAAGACUGGCUUUCUACAGUAGCACAGGCUGGUACAAUCGCCUCUAUAUAAACUUCACAUUACGCCGACACAUUUUCUUCUUCUUGCUCCAAACCUACUUCCCUGCCACUCUCAUGGUCAUGUUGUCCUGGGUGUCCUUCUGGAUUGACCGACGAGCAGUUCCUGCCAGAGUCUCUUUGGGGAUAACCACUGUGCUGACCAUGUCCACGAUCAUCACUGGGGUGAAUGCCUCCAUGCCUCGUGUUUCCUACAUCAAAGCAGUGGACAUUUACCUGUGGGUCAGUUUUGUGUUUGUCUUCCUCUCGGUGUUGGAAUAUGCGGCGGUGAAUUACCUGACAACAGUGCAAGAGCGGAAGGAGAGGAAACUGCGGGAGAGGUUUUCAUGUUCAUGUGGAAUACCUCACUCAAAAACUAUGAUGCUGGAUGGAAACUACAGUGAAUCUGAUGCCAACAGCCUGGCAGGAUAUACAAGAAACCAGAUGGUACCAGAAGAAGAAAAACCAGAAAAGAUGGUUGUACAUUUAGCUAUGAGCAAUGAAUCUAAUUCAUCAAGGAAGAGAGGCUUGAAGGGCCACGUGGGCUUGCGCAUCAUCCAGAACACUCAUGCAAUUGAUAAGUAUUCAAGAUUAAUAUUCCCAGGCACCUAUAUAUUUUUUAACUUGAUUUAUUGGUCUGUCUUUAGCUAAGCAUGCUGGCACAGCAGUGACUGAAUCAGUCUACAAAACACUCUUUUGUUGGUACUUUUUUUGUCUUAAUCUGAACACAAAGCUAGAAACCUGAUUAUUUUAUUGCUUCUUUGAAGGUUAAAUGGGAGGACACAUCUUCCAGGAGGCAAUUCCAUGCGCAGGCCUCAGGGAGGAACUUGCUGUACUGGUUGGUUUCCAGCCCAACCUCUUGCUCCCAUUUGCUUUAUGACACAUGCCAUUUCUCAUACUUGAAAAUAUGUGUCCACCAUACACCCAAAAGGUGCUGGAAGUUCAUUUGGGGCUGGCCACGCUGGUGGUGCCUGCUGUGCAAUGGACAACCAAAGGCAGUGCUCAUGUGAGCUGUAAGGAAUUAAAUCAAUGUAGCUUGUGUGGGGAGGUCUGGACAGUGCUUUUCUUGUAAGGAAACUGAAUGAGCACUUUCCUUUACUUUUGAGAAAAUUCUUUUGUUUUUUCUUUGGCAUAUAAACGUAACUUUUUCUCCAUUGUUUUGUGACGAACACCUCCUUUAAGGGUACAGAUUCUGCUUUCUGUCUGGAUAGGACCUUCAUCAGUUCCAUUAGGACAGCUGGCUGGCCAGGAUCAGCUGGGCUGGUUACAGAGCACAGGUGGUAUGUUUGAGUUAGCGGGGUCUUUUUCUAGAUUACAAAGUGCAGCCCACAGACAAACUGUGUACCCCAAUGUGCCUCUCCCAAUCAACACAAUGCCCUUCUGUUCAGACAUUUGGGAUCAAAAGGAAUACAUGUCUGCCAGCACCUCUCUGCAGAAACAGAGGCAUGUCAGAGAUUAAAUGGCCAAGAAUAAUACUGUGGGUCCAAGGUUGAUGUAAGUCCUUUGAAGCUGCUGCACAGCAUUGUAACAAGCUUAUGUGCUUGGCAGUUUUCCCUAUCCCAUGAUAUUUCCUUUUCCUUUGAUAACACCACUGACAGAAAAACCCAAACAACAAGAUAGCAACAAGACAGCGAAGUUCAGGUUUGUGUGCUCCUUAUUUUAAGAAAACACCAUGACUUUUUGGCUGUCGUGGAGAUUAUCUACAUCAAAACGCUUGUUUACCAAGCUGAAGCUGAGCAGUGGGAGCAGACCUUGAAGUAUAAACAGCCAGGACUGAGGUUAGAAUAAAGAAAAAGCAAACAAAAAUACUGAUGUAACUGUAAUUAUUUGUCAGAACAUGAAAUUUUCUGCUUACCAUAGCAGGAAUUCUUACAUCCUAAAUCUCAGAGGAUCCAGAAAGGAGCAGCAAAAUGGCAGCUCUUGGCUGUCAACAAUACCCAGAUUUUCCCUUGUGCCUCAAAUAUUACUGCCUAGGUCAAGCUGAUGAUGGCACCGAUUUAGUGGAAACAAAAUUGAUGGGAGAAGCUAAAAUUAACAACUAUGUUCCCCUUUAAUCAGCCAUGUUAAUUUCUGACAUGAAUGGAGCUCUGUCUGGUCAUAAAAGAAAGAAACCACAGCUCUGACAUUACCGAUAAGAAGGGGAAGGACAGUGAGGGGCAGGAUUUCCCAGCCUGCCGCUUGUCUCCUGAGCCACCAGGUCAGUGCAUUUACCACUCAUUGCUCAUGCACCUGAAACCUGGAUACUUCUCACAGUGACAUGUGGAGAUCACUACAAGAAAGACACAAAAAAUAUUAAAGAAAUAGACCACUCAUCUUUUGAGAGGUUAAAGCCUGGGCAUAACAGUGCAUUCUUCAGCAUUUGCAGUUUUGAGUGUAAAAAAGGAGCCAGUGUCCCAGCUGGCAGCAGGACAGUUGCAGCAAAGGGACCUUUGCUGGGGAAAGGCAGCAGAACUACACCGUGAAGCCACCAGAGAGUUCAGGGAGUGAGAAACUCGGUUCCUGUGCCCCCCUGUUUUGCCAGUCUUUUGGCAUUACCCAUGGCACAUGCCAUUUAACCUCGCAGUGCCUCAGCUCCUCCAUCAAGAAAGUGAGGAGCACUAGGAUUUGCCUACCUCAUAAGGUGCCUGAGGGGCUCAACAGGCUUAGAUAGCACGUGUGUGGGGCAAGCCUAUGAUUUCUAAGCAGGUCACCCAGUGGGAAUUCAAUUUUGUAUUAGUUACCACUGAGUUCUUCAAAUGCAUCCUCUGAACCAGUCCAGUUGGAAGAAAGCAGGUAUCUCUCCUGCCUUAUCAUGCUAUAACAACUCCUCUGCAUUACAAUGAUAUUAAACCAGGUGUAAAUGUAGACAAACAGCCAAAAAGUGAGUGCUGUCGAGGAAUGAUACCUCCUGGCAUACAAAACCCAGGAAGUCCUUGUGCUUCACUUUGCCAUUUCUUUUUAUUACACCUCCUGUUCCUUUAGAAGUUAUGUGAUGGAAAAGAUGUUCUUUAGGUCCUAUCAUUUUUGUACUGGCAUUCCGGGUAAUUUUAAUGUCUAAUAGGCAUCUUUUGGGGAGUAUACCUUACCAUUAUUUUAUUUGCAUGCGUACAUAACUGAUAGAAAUUGAUUUCUGCUUUCAUCAGCUUAUAAAACCAUCAAGAGGGUAUUUUUCUGCAAAAGAAAAAAAAUAUCCCUCCCCUAUCUUAAGCAUUACUUGAGCUCAUUAUUAAUUGAAACGGUAUAUUAAAAGUAUAGGUAAAAAUAAAGCCUUCUCCCUCAGUCAGCAUUAUAAAUUAUAUUUUUCUGUUUAUCCGGAGGAGAGUGGCUAGGCAUGAAGUUAGAACAAAUAUUUGAAGUGUGGUAUUGACAAUGUAUUUCACCUUUGAUUUCCCCUGGAUUACAUGAGACUCCAUGAGCACUGUCUAACUUACAGUUGCCAGAUCCCAAAACCAAUGUUUUGAGAAAGAGUGCCUGAAGCUGGGCUCUGAAUGGUGUUUGAUGGAUACAACCCAAUUCUGUGAAGCACUGAGCAUAUGGACAAUGAACCUACCAAAGGAGAGGAUUUUCAGAAGUGCACAGGAGAUUUGGGAAAAUUCAGGUCGCUGAUGAAAAUGCCUUCUCUGGACAACCUGGUCCAAUUACGAAGAGGAAAAAUGUCAGCUCUGCUCAUUCAAGUUCUGGCUUAUUGUAAUUUUACUUCUAACCAAAUCAUGUCUUUGAGAAAAAGUAACUAUAUAUAUAUAUAUGUGCACAUAUGUAUAACAUGUAUGCAAGUAUAAUGUAUAACAAAGGAAUACACUGGGAUGUGUACCUAUGUUAAAUAGUGUCCAUAUGUGAAAUUUUAAUAUAUUGUAUAUAAAUGACCAUUUAUUAAGCCCUGAAAACUUACUAUGUUGGACGGGAAAGAAAGCUCUUAUUGUCAGUCAAGGACCAAGAAAUGAGGCAUUGGCAAAAAUAUGGGUUCUUUUACAGGUUUUUUUUUCUGAAAAAGGUUUGUGCAGUGGGUAUAAUCCACUGUGCUGAUUGCUGUAAUCAAACCUGGUAAUAAAAUAGCAGAUGG
Poecile atricapillus (Black-capped chickadee) is the source of this 5281-nucleotide messenger RNA. Its product is annotated as gamma-aminobutyric acid receptor subunit rho-2. The transcript is spliced from 9 exons. Gene Ontology annotation, molecular function: neurotransmitter receptor activity; GABA-A receptor activity; extracellular ligand-gated monoatomic ion channel activity. Gene Ontology annotation, cellular component: synapse; membrane; neuron projection. NCBI's taxonomy places the organism in Eukaryota, Metazoa, Chordata, Aves, Passeriformes, Paridae. The record is from RefSeq and is a predicted model, not a curated record. Bases 424 to 1893 code for a protein of 489 amino acids. Gene Ontology annotation, biological process: signal transduction; chemical synaptic transmission; nervous system process.